UAUCAGAGUUGCCUAGGGAUCUCAAUUAUUGUUGAAAGAACAACAACAAACCUACUCUCUAAUAAAAUUAGAAUUCUGGGUUUGACAAGACUUGAUUUUUCAAAGUCAGCAAAAGAAAACUCGACUAACUCAGUCGAUCUUAGACAUCAGCACGCCAUAGGUAAAUCAUUCACAAAGGCGCCUUAAGGCAUGCUUAGUGUUAGCAUGGCGAUAUUUCUGCGAUACUUCUGUUAGCUUCUCUUUUCCCUCUCCGGAUCCUCACCUCUGCUCUUAAUUAGAAAGUCUCCUCUUCUAAAUCUAGAGUGCCAUCUCGAAGGAUCAUGACUCCGAGUUUUUUUCAGAAAUUAGGAUCAAAAUAAAUUAAUUAUUUUCUCACUUAAUACCAGUAAAAAAUGCAUGAAGCUGUCCAACAAAUCCUUUAUUUAUCCUUACCCUCAAAACAUCUAGUGGAUGAAACAUUGGAUUAUGCUGAAAUGGAUUUUUGGUCUGCUACAAGUUUAAAUAGUGAAAAUAUACAUGAUUAUAAUUUUGAAGAGGAGGUGAACAAGAAAAAUAAUUCAGAGUGGACCCCAUUAAUGUACGCGGCAUAUUUGGGACAUAGAGAGCUUUGCCAAUUAUUAAUCUUAAAAGGGGCUAAAGUGGAGGAAGCUAAUGAAAGAAAUCAAACUGCGUUGAUGCUGGCAGCGUCGUGUGGAGCUGUUGAUGUGGUUCGAAUUUUGUUGGAUUUUUCAGCCGAUUUGAACCGUCGUGACCAAUAUGGAAGGAGUAGUUUGCAUUAUGCAGUAAAAUAUUAUCACGCUGUUGUUGUACAAUUAUUAUUAGAACGUGGGGCAGACCCUAAUUUGGCAGACUAUAAUGAAUCAACACCAGUUUUGGCAGCUUGUGAAAAUGGAGAUGAAAAAAUAUUAUCUUAUUUGUUGGAUUAUAAAGGAAAUCCAAAUCGGCGUAAUAAACAAGGAUUGGAUGCUUAUGCUCUAGCUACUGACGAGAAAUUACAAGCCCUUCUAAGGCGCUACAAACAAGAAAUGGAGCCAGCAUUGAGAGAGGCAUUGUUUCAAUUGGAUUUGCAGAAAUAUGUGAAAAAUUUGAUGGAACACGGAAUUAAAACAAUGGAAUCUCUACUUAAAUUGACAGAAAAAGACCUUGAUGAUAUGGGAAUUGGUCUUUUGGGCCCAAAAAGAAAAUUAACAAAUUAUAUAAAAGAAAUGAGGGAAAAGUGUGCAAUACCCAAAACAUCUACCCAAUCAACUAGUUCAAAUCGUCAACAAAUUCCUUCAAAUACUCAACUUCAACAAAAAUGUGAUGAACUUUCAAAAUUAUUAAUGGAUCAACGACGGGAGUUGAUUGAACAGAAAAGGGUUAAUGCACAAUGCAGACAGACCCUUACUCAAUUAUUAACAAAUGGACGUUGUAGUGCUUGUACAGACCGCACUCCACGUAAAGGUUCUAUUGAAGAGUUAAUUCGAGAGUUGGAUAGGAUGAAUGCGCGGUUGGGGUCUUUUUUGCUUUGA
Messenger RNA from Meloidogyne enterolobii, 1511 nucleotides. Lineage: Eukaryota; Metazoa; Nematoda; Chromadorea; Rhabditida; Meloidogynidae. The record is from the annotation of a GenBank genome assembly.